AUUGAUACAUUUACUGUCAUGAGUUAUUUUAGCCAAUGGUGUAAGAUCAACCUUUUUAAUGUAAACACGAGUAAAUCGAAAUUUUUGCUCUUUAAUGUAAAUAAUGAACUGAUCAAGGACUUCCAAGUGCUACUAGAUGAUGAGCAAAUGGAAAGAGUAGCCGCUGCAAAAUAUUUAGGUAUUUUGUUAGAUGAUACUCUUAAAUUCAAUGACCAUGUUGACAUCAUGUGUAAAAAGCUGCAUGGCGCUAUUUUUGUGUUGAGAGUCCUAUCAAGAUUUUGCGACAUGAAUCUGUUAAUGGUAGUGUAUCAUUCUCUUUUCCUAUCUCACAUACUAUAUUGUAUCAAUGCCUGGUCAACUUGCAAUAAUAAAAAGAUCGAGAAAUUAUUCAUAACUCAAAAAAAAGCUAUUAGAACUAUGCUUAAAUUAAAGCCUACAGAAUCUUGCAAGGAACAUUUUAAAAAAUUACAAAUCUUAACUGUUCCAGCAUUGAUCAUAUACUCAUCUUUGAAAUUAUACAACAACAAGAAACUACAGGAAUCGAGAGUGGUGCACAACCACAACACCAGAAACAGAACAGAAAGUCUAAUCAUAAAAAUUAAUAAAACAGCGGCUCGAGGCCAUAACUUUUUCUCUAAACUACCAUCAAACAUAAGGAAAAAAAUUAAAGAUGAGCCCCGAAGCCACAAUGCCCUGGUCAGACAUUAUCUAAUUGAGGAAUGUCCAUAUUCAAUCAACGAUUUUUUAAAGGGGACAGGUUGAUAUCAUUGUCUUUUUUUCUUUUUUUUAUAUAUACAUACAUUUAUUCUUGUUUCUUGUUUAGAAAAAUUCGACGCAUUUGUAGAAGCCAUGUGCAAGCCAAAAAACAAAUAAAGAUAU
Molecule: messenger RNA, 879 nt
Organism: Bemisia tabaci
Lineage: Eukaryota; Metazoa; Arthropoda; Insecta; Hemiptera; Aleyrodidae
Source: RefSeq, a predicted model, not a curated record